ACCAAACGUUACAUUUGAAAUCUCCGGUCGUGCCGCCGCUGCCUCACCGCCCCUUCAGCCAAUCAGAGGACGGAGAUUUUCCCGCGAGGCAUGCAGCGAAGAGAGGGGCGUUGCCCUAAGAUCUCUAGUGGGCGUCUCCCCGUGGACGAGGGGGAGGGGCUUAUCGCCGCCGUGUGGCCUGUCUCUCUCCAUUGAUUGCCAGCCAGGAGCAGCGCUUACCUCAGCGAGCACAUAAGGAUGCCACAAACAGUGGUGUGAGACUGGACGACUACUUGAAGUUUUGUACAGAAGCUGAAACAAUUGAGCACAAUGAAGCAAGUUCCUCAUAUCAUUCCUAAUCCCGCUGUGAAGCCCACCCCCCCAGAGGUGAGUCGGGAGUGCUCCGUUUUCCUGGGCAGAGCUCAGAUUUCCGCCGAGGGCGUAAUACAGAAGCUGAACGGCCACGAUGCCUUGCCUUUCCUACCGACUGACAAACUAAAGGAUCUCACGUCUCGGGUAUUCAACGGGGAAUCGGGAGCUCAAGAAGCCAAAGUGCGUAUUGACUCCCAAGAAAUUCAAGGCCUUGGGACCCCACCCAACACAACUCCAACCAAGAACGGAUCCCCGGAGAUAAAACUGAAAAUCACCAAAACCUACAUGAAUGGGAAACCCUUGUUCGAAUCUUCUAUAUGCGGCGAACAGGGGGGAGAAGCUCCGAAACCUGAGGAGACCAAAGGCAAAAGAGGAAGGAAGCGGAAAAGUAUAAAGUUUGAGCCUAAAGAGGAUAAUAAACAAAGUGAUGAAAGCCCAGAAAAGUCGAGUCCUGCCGAACCCCCUCAAGAUAAGUCUGCUUCAAAUCUGGACGCCUCCGACCUCAAGGAAGAUAAAGAAUCCACAAAAUUUUCAGUUGGAGACCUGGUAUGGUCCAAGGUGUCUGGCUAUCCGUGGUGGCCAUGUAUGGUGACCUCCGAUCCUGUCCUGCACAGCCACACCAAGAUAAAAGGGCAAAAAAAGAGUAUCCGCCAGUACCACGUGCAGUUUUUUGGCAAUGCACCUGAAAGAGCUUGGAUAUUUGAGAAGAGUUUAGUGCCCUUCAAGGGGGAAAACGAGUAUGACCAUCUGUGCCAGGAGAGCGCAAAACAAGCGCCCAAAGCUGAGAAACUUAAGCUUUUAAAACCAAUAUCCGGUAAACUGAAAACCCAGUGGGACGUAGGUAUGGAACAAGCGAAAGAAGCCAUAUCGAUGUCCAGAGAAGAGAAGAAGGAUAAAUUCACUUUCGUAUACAUCAAGGACCGUCCUCACCUUAAUCCUAAAGUAGCGGGGGAAGCCGGUAUCCCUGUGGAGACGUACGAUGAGGAUGAAGAGGAUGAGCCACCUGAGAGCCCCAAGAAAGAAGAUGAAGUGCCCAACAAGAGGAGGAGGGUGUCCAGGAAUUCGUCUUCUAACUGUCAAGACACUGACCCUGAUUGGAAAACCACUACUGCAAGCUCCGAGCCGAAAAGUGGCAUGACGUCCCCUCCGCCGAAAAGGAAAUCUGGAGGAAGAGGCAGAAAGGGGGAUGCGGUGAACCAGUUCCUAGUUUUUUGCCAGAAGCACAAAGAUGAGGUAAUAAGUGAACAUCCCGACGCUUCCAGCGAAGAGAUCGAAGAGUUACUCGAGUCGCAAUGGAACAUGCUCAGCGACAAACAAAAAGCCCGCUAUAAUACAAAGUUUGCCAUAAUCACCUCGCCCAAAUCUGAAGAAGACUCUGGUACAACACCGAAGACCGCGGGGGAAGUCAAGCGCCACGCAUUUCAGGAGCAACCAAGGAGGAGAUCAAGAUCAAGAAGUAGAUUGCAUGGAAAUGCGCGAAACCACAUAGAGGCGGACGACAAAGCACCCGAUGAGGAAGCUGCUUCUAGGAGGAGGCUCAGGACCCCAAAUCAGAAGCACGUGGAAGCCAGUAAUGAAAAGUCCACCAGGCAAUUAAGAGGCAGAGAAAGCGCCCCCGUUAAGUCCCAGACAGCAGUGCACCACCUCUCCGAUGCCUGUAAGCCACUGAAGAAGAGGAGCCGCAAUUCUGACUUGGCCUCGGUCACGUUGGGUGCGAGCAAGAGUUCAUCUCCUGUGUCGAUGAUCGAGAACGAGGUGUCUGAUGAGAGGUCAGAGUCGCCUUCAGAGAGCGCGGAUGAAUCGUUGCUGUGCAAAAAGUCCGAAAGAGCAAAGAAGGAACUCGUGUGUCUGCUCUGUGAAAAAGCAGGGGAUCUGCUGUUGUGUGAAGGCCUGUGCUGCUCUGCUUUCCAUUUAUCGUGUCUUGGACUCUCAGAAAGGCCGAAUGGCCCUUUUCAAUGUGAAGAAUGCACAUCAGGCAUCCAUUCAUGUUUUGUAUGCAAAGAAAAGGAUGCAGAUGUGAAGCGCUGCAGUGCCUCUAACUGUGGCAAAUUUUACCAUGAGUCCUGUUUACGCCAGUAUCCGAAUGCAACAUUUGAUGGGAAGGGAUUCCGCUGCCCGCUCCAUCACUGUGCCAGCUGCCUUAUUCCUAGCCAUUCAAAUGCCAGGACAGUCAAGGGUAAAUUGAUAAGAUGUGUGCGCUGUCCAGUUGCUUACCAUGGAGGAGACACUUGUGUAUCUGCAGGAUGCACAUUGCUCAGUCCUUCCAGCAUCAUCUGUUCUGCUCACUUUGUUGCGGUGAAGGGCAAGAGCAACCAUGCCCAUGUCAACGUGUGCUGGUGUUUUGUGUGCUCCAAAGGUGGAAGUCUGCUGUGCUGCGAAUCCUGCCCUGCUGCUUUUCAUCCUGACUGCUUGAAUAUUGAAAUGCCAGACGGCAGCUGGUUUUGCAAUGACUGUAGAGCAGGGAAGAAGCCGCGAUAUCAGGACAUUAUUUGGGUGAAACUAGGCAACUACAGAUGGUGGCCUGCAGAAGUACGUCACCCGAAAAACAUCCCUCCAAAUAUCCAAAAAAUGAAACAUGAAAUUGGAGAGUUCCCAGUUUACUUUUUUGGCUCCAAAGACUAUUACUGGACGCACCAUGCGCGGAUAUUUCCGUACAUGGAGGGGGAUCGUGGCAGCAAACAUCAUGGAGUUAAAUCCAUAGGCAAAGUCUUCAAAAAUGCUUUGCAAGAAGCCGAAGAACGGUUUAUUGAGCUUCAGUCACUGCGAAAAGCAAAGGAAACUCAGGAAAAUGAAAAAAAGCCUCCACCUUAUAAACACAUAAAGGUGAACAAACCCUACGGGAGAGUUCAAGUUUACACUGCUGAUAUAUCCGAAAUACCCAAGUGCAAUUGUAAGCCGACCAGCAACAAACCGUGCGGACUGGACUCUGAAUGUCUGAAUCGAAUGCUAAUGUACGAAUGCCACCCACAAGUGUGCCCCGCUGGAGAUAGGUGUCGGAAUCAGAGCUUCACCAAGCGUCUGUAUCCAGAGACCAAGAUCAUUAAAACAGAGGGAAAAGGAUGGGGUCUCAUUGCUACGAGAGACAUAAAAAAGGGAGAGUUUGUGAAUGAAUAUGUAGGGGAACUUAUAGAUGAAGAAGAGUGUAUGGCAAGAAUUCGCCACGCACAAGAGAACGACCUCAUGCACUUUUACAUGCUAACCAUUGACAAGGACCGAAUCAUUGAUGCAGGACCUAAGGGCAACUUCUCCCGCUUUAUGAAUCACAGCUGUCAGCCAAACUGUGAGACCCAGAAAUGGACGGUAAACGGAGACACUCGUGUCGGCCUCUUCGCUGUGCGGGACAUACCUGCAGGCGAGGAGCUAACAUUCAACUAUAAUUUGGAUUGCCUCGGGAAUGAGAAGACGGUCUGCAGAUGCGGAGCUCCUAAUUGUAGUGGAUUCCUUGGUGACCGACCAAAGAAUUCAACAGCAUCAUCGCAUGAAGAAAAAUCCAAGAAGGCCAAGAAAAAAGUGAAAAGACGCCGGACUAGAGGUGAAGGGAAGAAAGAAUCUGAAGAUUAUUGCUUCCGCUGUAAUGAUGGUGGCGAGCUAAUUCUGUGUGACAAGAAGUUAUGCACAAAGACUUAUCACCUCGAUUGUCUCGAUCUUGACAAAAGGCCAUUUGGGAAGUGGGAGUGCCCGUGGCAUCACUGUGAUGUCUGUGGAAAGGCUUCCGUGAGCUUUUGCUGCCUGUGUCCAAACUCCUUUUGCAAAAGCCACCAUGAGGAUGGACUGUACACACGGACGGCGGAGGGCAAGCUUUGCUGUCUGGACCACGACCCGGCCGAGUUCAAUGAAGUACAAGCUGCUGAAUGUAUACCGAAAGAGCACUCAAAAGCCAAGUAUAAGAAGAGUCAGAAGAGCAGAUAACCAGCGGACUGCAACACUACUGUAAAUAUGACUGUGAAUAAGGAGGAAAACGAAAGCCUUUUCCAUUGUACAGCUUUGUAAUAGACCUUGAUUCAGGACAGCACAUACACACUGAGCCAUCCUCUGCAGCCUCGGCUGCGUCUGCACUGAUACCGAGCUCUGCCAGCCAUAGCUCACCACCCAUUUUACCAGUGACCCACAUUUACACAGCAUUACCGUGACAUCCUCAUUAGCAGCUUACAAAUGGAAAGGCUUGUGUGGUAGUUUAUGACUGGAGCCGCUUGCAGGAUUUUUAAGUGCACCGUUUCAGCAGUUAUUUUACCUUUUUGUAAAACAAGACACUAUUGGCUCCACCAUGGAAAUCUAUACAUAUAUUUUUUUUUUUUGUAUUUUACUAGUCCAGAAGAUUCUUUGUGUAACGCUUUCUUAACAAGAUAUAGGUACAUUUAACACAAUAUUUUAAUAGUUAUUUUUUUUUUAAUGUUUUUUAAUCGGGGCUUUGGCUGCAAGUGCUUAGAAUGCAGGCUCUGUAAUGACUGUGCUGUAUUCAUCCGGCUCAGUCAUGGCAGCGCAUCAUGUUCAUUGAUGACUGUGCUGUAUACAUCUGGCUCUGUAAUGACUGCGCUGUGUGCAUCCGGCUCAGUCAUGGCAGCGCAUCAUGCAUUAGGGGCAGACCUACAAAGAGAACCAUGCUUACUUGCUUCCUAGCCUCAGCUGCUGCACUGGGCUCUCUCGGUGCAAACUUUUGUAUGACGCCGCUGCAGCCAAUCACUGUCCACAGUGGCGACCUGCUCCCCUUGUGUCAUGACAAAUGAUCAUGUGAUGCAAGGGGAGCAGGUCACCUCUGCAGCCAGCGAUUUGCUGCAGCACCGUCAAACAGGAAGUUUACAUCCAGGGAGCCAAGCGGAGCAGCUGAGGCCAUGGAGCGAAUGAGUGGGGAGCCAGCACUGAGAAACAAUGCUUCCCUUUGCAGGUCUGCCCAGGAGGGGAGUUUGCCAACCCCCCCGCCCAAAGGUGCGCGCUGCAUGCACCAUGACCAUGUUCACACAGCCAAAUGAUUGUGUUACGGCUAACUUUUUUUUUUUUUUUUUAGCACAUUUUUACCAUUUUAAGAGUGACUCCUUUUUGAUGACUGUGGGAACAAAUUGCUAUGCUUUUAAUUUUUUAUAUUUUCUUGCAUUCAGUCCAAGUAGUGUGCUCGUUUUACAAAUGCACAGUUGCUACCUCACCUGGUUACAAGUGUGGCUCCCACCUUGACGUUUUUUUUUUUUUUUUUUUUUUUUUUUUUCUCUUAUUGAGAUGGGUCUGCAAAAUGCUCCACAACACCGCAGCGGAGCGUUUCCUAUCUGCUUAUAAAGAUUCAUGGAAAAUCCACUGCCGGCCUCAUGGCUACGUCAUCUCAAGUUUUCUUUAGAAUUUUUUUUUAAAUAAUAUAUAGAGGCAGGUUUGCCAGUUUUUUUUAUUUUUUUUAUUGUAAAUUACAUGGUGUCAUAUACCUCUGUAUGUUCAGGCUGGGAUUCCACACAGUUCCAUUUAGCGCCAGGCAAUACGUCAUUUUAUGUGGAUAAUCAGUGUAUGUGUGCACGGCCGGGGAGGAUAUCCCAUGUACACACAUCUUGGGUUUUUGUUCUUGAAACAUAGCUGUUAGGUUGCGAAAAGAUUUUGCUCUGCUUUCCCCCCCAAUCUGAACACCAGACUUGACGAACUUCGCCAUUGCCUAAAACUAGCGAGCCUCCAAGAGACUUAGUAGAGCCAAACCAGAAGAUUAGGACUAAACAGUGUGGGCAUUUUACUCCUAGCAUUGCCCAUGAGAGGUAUUUUCUUACAGGCAGGAUCAUAGUUAAUCUCGAAGACCAUCGUGCCUUUUCUAGUUUGCCGUUGCCGAUAAAUUUUAUGAUAUAUCUUUAUUAUCUAUGGGGAUGUAGCCCCAUUUCUCUAAUGCAGAGGCCAAAGUUUCCCGAUUCCUUGCACACAGCUAGUUAAGUAAUAAGAGCACAUUCCAAAGUGGACGGCGUACAUUUUUAUUAUGGAUCCCAAUGUAUAGGUCGUAACUAGGGAUGAGCGAACUUCUGUUUUAGAAGUUCAGGUUACCGCAGAAUUACAUCAUGGAUCCCGUGACCACUCAGACCAUACCUUAUGGUCCCUGUCACGGGAUACAUAACGCAAUUCUGCAGUGACCAGAAGUUCGCUUAUCUUUAGUCGUAACCUCUUAAAGGGGUUGUCCAGGAAUAAAUAGUUUUUACCUAAUGCCUGC
Molecule: messenger RNA, 6514 nt
Organism: Bufo bufo (common toad)
Lineage: Eukaryota; Metazoa; Chordata; Amphibia; Anura; Bufonidae
Gene: NSD2
Product: nuclear receptor binding SET domain protein 2
Exons: 23
Coding region: 310-4260 (1316 amino acids)
Biological process (GO): regulation of DNA-templated transcription
Cellular component (GO): nucleus; chromatin
Molecular function (GO): protein binding; histone H3K36 methyltransferase activity
Source: RefSeq, a predicted model, not a curated record